AUGCGGAGCGACGUGGCGGGGGAGCGGCGGCGUGGGGAAGAUGACGCGCCUGCCGGCGAGGGCUUCGUUGAGGAGUCGUGUUUUCGCGUGAAGGAGCAGCUGGAAGCCGCGCUACUGAACCGCGAGGGAGGCUUUGAAAACUUUUUCCAGCAGCUGUGCAACGCCGAGGCCGCCGUGGACGCGCUCCAGGGCGAAGGCGAGUCUGUCAAGAUCAUCCUCACUGACGCGCGAGAGCUCCGCGGCAACUUAAUCGCCGUCGACGCAAAGGGCAACCUUCUUCUCCAAAACUGCAGAAUGCGGACGUGUGUGAAGUACGGAGACGAGGGAGUCGAGGCGGAGGAGUGGCGCGAAAGCUUCGUCCCAGUUCCGCUGCUCUGCCCUGCCUCGUGGAUCAAGUCCUUCCGCGUGCGUCUGGACUUCCUGUUGUCCGCAUGA
Besnoitia besnoiti is the source of this 435-nucleotide messenger RNA. RefSeq lists its product as uncharacterized. The record is from RefSeq and is a predicted model, not a curated record. The coding region runs from base 1 to 435 and encodes 144 amino acids. The transcript has 2 exons. Lineage: Eukaryota; Apicomplexa; Conoidasida; Eucoccidiorida; Sarcocystidae.